Messenger RNA from Ctenopharyngodon idella (grass carp), 2465 nucleotides. RefSeq names its product extracellular calcium-sensing receptor-like. Gene Ontology annotation, cellular component: membrane. NCBI's taxonomy places the organism in Eukaryota, Metazoa, Chordata, Actinopteri, Cypriniformes, Xenocyprididae. Gene Ontology annotation, molecular function: G protein-coupled receptor activity. The transcript is spliced from 5 exons. The record is from RefSeq and is a predicted model, not a curated record. Gene Ontology annotation, biological process: G protein-coupled receptor signaling pathway. The coding region runs from base 105 to 2465 and encodes 786 amino acids.
UACUGUGUAUUAAUGCUUCUAUUAAUUUGUCAUUUAUUAAUAUUUCUUUCUUUCUUUCUUUCUUUCUUUCUUUCUUUCUUUCUUUCUUUUUCCUUAGAUUUAAUAUGGAAAGCUUCCAGCAUGCACAGACCAUGGCUUUUGCAAUAAAUGAGAUCAAUAAGAAUCCCAAUCUAUUGCCUAACAUCACUCUUGGUUACCAUCUUUAUGACAACUGUGUGAUGCUAGGCAUGGCAUUUCGGGCUGCCAUAUCCCUGGCUAGUGGGACAGAAGAGGACUUCUCCAAUGUCGACUGCACUGGCCCUCCACCGGUGAUUGGAGUGGUGGGGGAUCCUAGUUCAACUCCAUCCAUUGCAAUUUCCAGUGUUCUGGGGCUGUUUCGAGUACCUAUAGUUAGUCACUACGCCACUUGCUCCUGUUUGAGUGACAGAAAAAAGUACCCAUCCUUCUUCAGAACAAUCCCUAGUGAUGCCUUUCAGGUGCGGGCAAUGGUUCAGAUCUUGAGGCAUUUUGGAUGGACCUGGGUGGGUCUCCUCUACAGUGAUGAUGACUAUGGCAUCUAUGCUGCUCAGUCCUUCCAGCUGGAAAUGCAGCUGAUUGGACAUUGUGUUGCUUUUUCUGAAAUUCUGCCCUAUGAUAACAACCCCAGAGAUAUUCAGCAUGUACUGGGAGUGAUUCAGGCCUCUACAACUAGAGUGGUGGUUAUUAUUUCACCUUCAUCAUUAGUGAUACCUUUGAUGGAUGAGGUGGUUUUGCAGAACAUGACAGGCAGGCAGUGGAUUGCGAGUGAAUCUUGGGCCACUUCACCUGUGUUUCACACACCACGUUUCCUGCCCUUCCUUGGGGGCACACUGGGCAUUGCCAUCAGACGUGGAGAGAUCGAGGGGCUUUAUGACUUUCUGUUACAUCUUCGUCCCAACAGUGAUCCAAGAAAUAAUAUGUUGAGGAUCUUCUGGGAGAACAUGUUUGGUUGCAGUUUUGAAACGGGGGGUAAAGAGAUAGAUAGAGAUCAAGUGAAAAGAGUGUGUACAGGACAGGAGGAUCUGAGCAUUACAGACACACCAUACACUGAUGUUUCAGAGUUGAGAGCAGCUUAUAAUGUGUAUAAGGCAGUUUAUGCUCUAGCACAUGCACUUCAUGAUCUGAUGCAGUGUGAGGAAGGGAGAGGACCAUUCAGUGGGAACAGAUGUGCUGACAUAACAAACUUGAAACCCUGGCAGAAAGUGAACUUCACUACAAGCUUUGGGGAUCAUGUGUCAUUUGAUGAGAAUGGAGAUGCUUUGGCCAUCUAUGAUGUGAUGAACUGGCAGCCGAGCUCAGAUGGAUCAAUAAGUAUUUACACAGUCGGUGUAGUAAAUGAAGGGCCGGAAACAGGCAUGGUGCUCAGACUGGAGGAGGAUGCAAUAUAUUGGAACUUUGAGACAAAAAAACCCCCACAGUCCGUGUGCAGUGAGAGCUGCCCACCAGGAACCAUACGUGCCACACGUAAGGGCCUUCCUGCCUGCUGUUUUGACUGCCUGCCAUGCGGAGAUGGAGAGAUUUCUAAUGCAACAGAUGUUAUUGAGUGCACAGUGUGCCCAGAUGAGUUCUGGUCCAAUACAGAUAAGGAUCAGUGUGUCCCCAAAGAAGUUGAGUUUCUGUCUUAUGAGGAACCUCUGGGCAUCUCUCUGAUCACUGCUUCCCUGCUUGGCACCUGCUUCUGUUCUCUAGUGAUGUUCAUCUUUACUCGUCACCGUAACACUCCCAUUGUACGUGCCAACAAUUCAGAGCUCAGCUUCUUGCUGCUGUUGUCACUCAAACUGUGUUUUCUGUGUGUGCUACUGUUCAUUGGCCAGCCACAGUUGUGGACGUGUCAGUUAAGGCAUGCUGUGUUUGGCAUAAGCUUUGUCCUGUGCAUUUCCAGCAUCCUGGUCAAAACUAUGGUGGUAAUAGCUGUGUUUAAGUCAUCUCGACCAGAAGGAAAAGGCACAAUGAAAUGGUUUGGAGCAGCUCAACAACGAUGCACAGUCCUGAUCCUAACAGCCAUCCAGGUUGUGAUAUGUGCAGUCUGGCUUUCAACUGCCUCUCCAACACCCCAUAAAAACAACCACUAUAUCCGUUCCAUAAUAGUCUAUGAAUGUGCUAUUGGCUCAGUGGCUGGUUUUUCUAUGCUGCUGGGAUACAUUGGAUUGUUGGCAGCAGUAAGUUUCCUUUUAGCCUUCCUGGCAAGAAAUCUUCCAGAUAAUUUUAAUGAAGCAAAGUUCAUCACUUUUAGCAUGUUGAUCUUCUGUGCUGUGUGGAUUGCAUUUGUUCCAGCAUAUGUGAGCUCUCCAGGGAAAUAUGCAGUGGCUGUGGAGAUUUUUGCCAUUUUAGCUUCUAGUUUUGGAUUACUGAUGGCCAUAUUUGCACCAAAGUGCUAUAUCAUACUUUUACACCCAGAGAGAAAUACUAAAAAAGCCAUCAUGAGAAGAGAAACACAAAAUAAAUAG